AUGUCUAGUCCCAAGAGUAACAAACCGAAGAUCGUCAACGGUCCUGGGGGUUAUAUACUACAGGACGUUCCUCAUCUCAUUGAUUAUCUUCCUGAUCUCCCUACGUAUCCGAAUCCAUUACAAGACAAUCCAGCUUACUCAGUUGCAGUGGCGGAGCAAUACUUUGUUGAUUCAGAUGAUAGUGUUCCUGAGAAGAUUGUAGUGCACAAGGAUGGUCCAAGAGGAAUCCAUUUCAGACGCGCCGGUCCACGCCAAAAGGUUUACUUCGACUCCGACGAAGUCCACGCUUGCAUUGUCACAUGCGGAGGUCUCUGUCCCGGUCUCAACACCGUCAUUAGAGAAAUCGUCAGCAGCUUAUCAUGCAUGUACGGUGUAAACAGAAUCCUCGGAAUCGAUGGUGGAUACAGAGGAUUCUACGCCAAGAACACUAUCCCCUUAGACUCCAAAGUCGUCAACGACAUCCACAAACGCGGAGGAACAAUCCUCGGGACCUCUCGAGGUGGACACGAUACCGCAAAGAUAGUUGAUAGCAUCCAAGACCGAGGAAUCAAUCAGGUUUACAUUAUUGGCGGAGACGGAACACAAAGAGGAGCUUCAGUAAUCUUUGAGGAGAUUAGAAGGCGUGGACUCAAAGUUGCUGUGGUUGGAAUACCGAAGACGAUUGAUGACGACAUACCGGUGAUUGAUAGAUCUUUUGGGUUUGAUACUGCUGUGGAGGAAGCUCAGCGAGCCAUCAACGCAGCACAUGUUGAAGCUGAGAGUAAUGAGAAUGGUAUUGGUUUUGUUAAGCUCAUGGGUCGUUACAGUGGAUUCAUAGCGAUGUAUGCUACAUUAGCAAGCAGAGAUGUGGAUUGCUGCUUGAUUCCGGAGUCACCGUUUUACCUUGAAGGAGAAGGUGGACUGUUGGAGUUUAUAGAGAGACGGCUUAAGGAGAAUGGUCACAUGGUGAUUGUUCUUGCUGAAGGAGCGGGACAAGAAUUGAUGUCCAAAAGCAUGGAGUCUAAUGCUCUUGAAGAUGCGUCUGGUAACAAGCUUCUUAAAGAUGUUGGCUUGUGGCUAUCACAAAGCAUCAAGGAUCAUUUCAAGAAGAAUAAGAUGGAGAUGAAUCUCAAAUACAUAGACCCUACAUACAUGAUCCGGGCUGUUCCGAGCAAUGCAUCAGACAAUGUUUACUGUUCACUUCUUGCUCAAAGUGCGGUUCACGGUGCAAUGGCUGGAUACACUGGCUACACAAGUGGUCUUGUCAAUGGAAGACAGACAUACAUCCCUUACUACAGAAUAACAGAGAAACAGAACCAUGUGGUGAUUACUGAUAGAAUGUGGGCAAGGCUGUUGUCUUCUACAAAUCAGCCAAGCUUCUUGGGCCCUAAGGAUAUACCUGAGGAGAAGAAAGAGCUUCCGGUGACGCCACUUCCUGACGGCGAAAAGUGUGACGCAGUUGUGGAUAUUCCUCCGGUGACUAAAGAGGUCACCAAGUGAAAGUAAAAAAAGCUUUCAGGUAUAUAUAUAUUCAGGCCUUCCUGGAAACGAAAGUGAAAUAAUUAUUUCUUGCGACGGUUUUGCUCUUCAGUGCGAAACACAACUUUUUAGUUUCUUUUAGAUGUUUAGUUUUGUAACAUAUUUUUGCACCUUUCAUAUCUUAUGGUUAUGAGUGAAUGAGGUAAUAUUUUUUGGUGUGAUGUACAAUACAAUU
This is a messenger RNA of Brassica napus (rape), 1693 nucleotides long. Its product is annotated as ATP-dependent 6-phosphofructokinase 7-like. Gene Ontology annotation, biological process: fructose 6-phosphate metabolic process; glycolytic process. Bases 1 to 1479 code for a protein of 492 amino acids. Gene Ontology annotation, molecular function: 6-phosphofructokinase activity; ATP binding. The record is from RefSeq and is a predicted model, not a curated record. Lineage: Eukaryota; Viridiplantae; Streptophyta; Magnoliopsida; Brassicales; Brassicaceae. The transcript is spliced from 9 exons. Gene Ontology annotation, cellular component: cytoplasm.